Messenger RNA from Anarrhichthys ocellatus (wolf-eel), 2047 nucleotides. Its product is annotated as sia-alpha-2,3-Gal-beta-1,4-GlcNAc-R:alpha 2,8-sialyltransferase-like. Gene Ontology annotation, molecular function: alpha-N-acetylneuraminate alpha-2,8-sialyltransferase activity. Lineage: Eukaryota; Metazoa; Chordata; Actinopteri; Perciformes; Anarhichadidae. Gene Ontology annotation, biological process: N-glycan processing; oligosaccharide metabolic process. The transcript has 4 exons. Bases 410 to 1531 code for a protein of 373 amino acids. The record is from RefSeq and is a predicted model, not a curated record.
UGUGUGUGUGUGUGUGUGUGUGUGUGAGGAGCUGAUGAUGCUACUUCUCCUGGUGGUGGACGGGGCUUGUCUUUUAGCGGGCUGGGUGUGUUGACACGCAUUUUUGCUCCAUCUCCAUGAUUAAACCGGCAGCCUGGAGGGGAGUUGCCGCGGAGAGUGAAGCAGCAGCAGCAGCAGAAGCAGGAGAAGAAGAAGAAGAAGCAGUCAGGGGGAAUGAAAGAGGACCGAGCCGCGGCAUCUUCACCAUGCAGACGACUACCACCACCAGCCGUCUAUUUUAUUCGAUUAUAUGAGCCCACGAGCGCCCGUUUGUCUGUAUCUCGGAGGCAGGCAGUGUGCCGACCCGGCGAUUACAACAUAGGCCAACGCCUCGCUGCAGCUUCAUACAGGGAAUGAAAACGCACUCAAGAUGGUCCGCAUCGCCAAGGCCCUGGGUUUGGUUAUUCUGUGCGUCGCCGUGCUCAUACUGUCGCUCAUCAGCUAUGUGUCCCUUAGAAGAGACAGCCUCUUCGGCUCCUCCAAAUACUACAUGGGAGGUCCGCGGAUCAUGUUCCACGCAGGAUUUCGGUCUCAGUUUGCCAUGAAUUUCCUGGACCCCUCCUUCAUCCCGUUAACUAACGCCCUGAAUGAGGAGCUCCAAGGAAAACCGUCCAAAUGGAAGUUCAACAAGACAGCUUUUUAUCUGCAGAAGAAAGAUAUCUUCAGCUACAUCGACAUUCCCACCAACUUCUCCCUCACAAAGAACAGCGUGCGUGUUGGCCAGCUGAUGCACUUUGACUACUCCAGCCACAAGUACGUCUUCUCCAUCAGCAACAACCUGAAGUCCCUGCUCCCAGACUCCUCUCCCAUCCACAACAAGCACUACAGCAUGUGCGCCGUGGUGGGCAACAGCGGCAUCCUGACAGGAAGCCACUGCGGUCCUGAGAUCGACCAGGCCGACUUUGUCUUCCGCUGCAACUUCGCCCCCACGGAGAUCUACUCCAAGGACGUGGGCAAGAAGACCAACCUCACCACCUUCAACCCCAGCAUCCUGGAGAGGUACUACAAUAACCUGCUGACCAUUCAAGACAGGAAUAAUUUCUUCCUCAACCUGAAGAAGCUGGAGGGAGCCAUCCUGUGGAUCCCUGCCUUCUUCCUCCAUACCUCAGCCACAGUAACCAGGACCCUGGUGGACUUCUUUGUGGAGCACAAGGGACAGCUGAAAGUCGAACUGGCCUGGCCGGGAAACAUCAUGCACGAUGUCAACAAAUUCUGGAAGACUAAAAACCUCUCCCCGAAACGUCUCAGCACCGGGAUCCUGAUGUACACGCUGGCGUCCGCCAUGUGCGACGAGAUCCAUCUCUACGGCUUCUGGCCCUUCGGCUGGGACCCCAACACGGGCAAUGAUCUGCCUUACCACUACUACGACAAGAAAGGGACCAAAUUCACCACCAAGUGGCAGGAGACCCACCAGCUGCCCAGCGAGUUCAAGCUGCUCUACAAGCUGCACAGGGAAGGCGUGAUCAAACUCAGCCUGACGCACUGCUCCUAGACAUGCAGUGGUUUUUAAGAGAUGACUCCAGAGACCCAGAUCCAUCCGCUCUGCUCAAAACUUCUGUUGUGAUCCACGAUGCAUGAUAAGUGUUACGGCAAUUUACGACACCCUCUUUCGACAAACACACACUCACAUCGCGCUGUAAUUUCACAUGAAGAUGUCACAGACUUGUCACAGCGUUGUCAUUCAUUUAUUCGGUAUAUGGUUGUCUUCAGCACUACACAGUUAGCACUUUUUACGCUGCUCUGUUGCUUCCAUUACGCUCCUUUGCAUGGCUGCUGGCCGUGGCUAAACAGCACGAACAGAACUAUUGUAACUGGAGUUUGCGAGGGGGAUUCAACGCAAAGUCAAAUCUUCCAGUUCUGUUUAACACAGUGUUGAUUGAUUAAUAGCCUUUUACAACAGUAUACUGAUUCUGUACACUGAAAUCACUGCCUAAUCUCAGGGAAGGAGUUAGAUCAGUGUUUUUUUGUAAUCAGAUUCAAGGCCUCAAGAGAGGUGAAUUUCCUGUUU